Molecule: messenger RNA, 830 nt
Organism: Telopea speciosissima
Lineage: Eukaryota; Viridiplantae; Streptophyta; Magnoliopsida; Proteales; Proteaceae
Product: superoxide dismutase [Cu-Zn]
Exons: 8
Coding region: 74-532 (152 amino acids)
Biological process (GO): removal of superoxide radicals
Molecular function (GO): superoxide dismutase activity; copper ion binding
Source: RefSeq, a predicted model, not a curated record
CAGACUCUCUCUCUUUCUCUCUCUCUCUCUCUCUCUCCGUCGAAGAAGGGGUGUUCUGAGAUCACAUUGAGCAAUGGUGAAGGCUGUUGUCGUUCUUAGCAGCAGUGCAGGUGUCAGUGGCACCAUCUACUUUGCCCAAGAAGGAGAUGGUCCAACUGCGGUAACUGGAAGUGUCUCAGGUCUUAAACCUGGGCUUCAUGGUUUCCAUGUCCAUGCGCUUGGUGACACAACAAAUGGUUGCAUGUCAACUGGACCACAUUUUAACCCUGCUGGCAAGGAGCACGGUGCUCCCACGGAUGAAAACCGUCAUGCUGGUGAUCUAGGGAAUAUUGUUGUUGGUGAAGAUGGUACUGUGAGUGUUGACAUUUCUGACAUUCAGAUUCCUCUCACUGGACCAAACUCAAUCAUUGGAAGGGCCGUUGUUGUCCAUGCUGAUCCUGAUGACCUUGGAAAGGGGGGACAUGAGCUCAGCAAAGCCACUGGGAAUGCUGGCGGAAGAGUUGCCUGUGGUGUUAUUGGUCUUCAGGGUUGAUUUGCGGAUUGUGACAUUGUUUCGGAUUAAAUUCUCAGUACCAAGAAAAUGUCUCCUUUUUUGACUUUUGAGAUGGCAAGACGAUAGUGAAGAAGACAACUAGAAUAAAGUAGUGCACGAUAUUUUAAUCAGUGUUUGUUUGGUGUGUGCUCCAAAUUGUAAUUGUGUGUUUCAUCUACUGUUGUUUUAGAGAUCCCUUUCUUUAAUAGCAAUGCUCUGAUAUGUGAGUUGCCAUUUUCCUUCCUACCAAAAAACGAAACUUAAGAUCUGGAAAAAAAAAAAAAAAUGAAACAUUUUU